CAGACGACGACAUAUAAAUUCAAUUCAAUUCGUUUUGCGAUUGCGUCGAGGUGGUUUGUGCGUUUGUUUAUUCGUAUUAUUUUACGUUAGGCUUACCUACAUAGGGAUAUUUAUUGUUUUAAUGUGGACUUUGCGUCCCUUUUACUUUACGAAUUAUAAUAUUUAUGACCUCAUUUUGGGUUUUGUAACGGGUGCGUACAAGCAAGUGUUGUGAGGAUCUAUUUUUGUUACCGGACGUUAUUGACUGGACGAAACGCCUUGUUUAGGAUUUCGGGACUAGGAACUGGUUUUUGGGUUGAAAAUUUCAUGAUGGCGUGUUAAGCGAGGGUCGGGACACCUCAGGCGGGAUGUCGGCGGCCGCGACGCCGACGGCGGAGGCGCCGGCGCCCUCGAGUGCGCUGGCGACCCUAGACGAGCGGGACGCGGAGCCUCGCACCCCUAUGAAGCGGCUCGGCUCCACCAGAAAGCUUGCAGCAUUCAACAAUAUUCGCAUGCAGCUGGCGGAGCAGACGCGAGUGCUGGAGGCUCGCGCGGAGGCAGCGGCGGGCGUGGCCGGCGAGCUAGGCGACUACUGCCGGCGGCGCGCCGACCUCGAGCACGAGUACUCGCGCGCACUCGACAAGCUCGCACGCGCUGCACUAGCGAGACACCGCGAUCAUAAACACAAACGCGAGCAGUGGUCGUUGACGGGCGCGUUCGCGUGUUGGCAAGCCGCGUUAGAUAACACACGCGCGUUGUCGCGCGAUCAUGCGGCAUUAGCUGACCUGUAUGCGGGCCCGCUGGCAGCUCGGUUACAACGCGCCGCUGACGACGCGUUGCGCCUGCACCGCAAGUGCAAAGAUAUUGUGUCGGAGCGGCACGAGGAGCUGGGCGCGGCGUUGGCGGAGGCGGGCGGCGCCGCCAAGGCGCACGCCGCCGCUGCAGCCGACUGGCGCGCCGCCGCCGGCAAGCUGCGUCAGGCGCGCGACUCGAGGGACAAGCUGGCGCAGGCCGACCCCACCCGCCACAAGAAGCUUAAAGCGCUCGACAAGGAGCUCGAAAAGCGUCGCGCGCGGCACAGUGCGGCCCGUGCGCGGGCGCUGCGGGCGCGGGCCGACUACGUGCUGAGCCUCGAGGCCGCCAACGCCACGCUGCAGCGGUACUACCUCGACGACAUCGCCGAGAUUAUGCUGUGCAUGGAGGUGGGGUUCGAGGCGGUGGUGGGGCGCGCGGCGCGCACGGCGGGCGCGGCGGAGGCGGCGCGCGCGGCGGCGGGCGCGGCGGCGGCGGGCGCGCUGCUGGCGGCCGCCGACGCGCUGGACGCGCUGGCCGACCGCCAGCGGCUCGUGUGCGUGCACGCCACGGCCUUCUCGCCGCCGCGCCCGCUGCCCUACCGCGGCCCGCCGCCCGCCGACCAGGACGCCGACAUGCGGGAGCUGCUCGACGGCGCCUGCGACGACGCCGACGAGGCGGCGAAUGCAGUAACAGCAGACUUGGCGCAGCGUCUUCAGCAGCUGGAGGCGGGCGCGAGGCAGCUGCGUGCCGAGUGCCGCGAGAGUGCUAAGACGCUCGACGCGGCUGAGGCGGAGCUUGUUAGACAGAUGGAGGGCAGCGACAUCGACGUGAGCGCGCUGUUCGGGCCCAAUGCGCAGGCGCUGCCGCCGCCCGCGCCCGACGACGACGGCGCCCGCCGGGACCAGGAGGACUACUAUCUCGCGAAGUUCCGGUCGUACGUGUCGUGCGCGGGGCGGCUGGCGCGGCUGGAGAGCAAGGCGGCGGCGGUCCGCGGGCGGCUGCUGCCGGGCGGCGCCGACCCGCCGCGCUCGCCCGCCAGCCCGCCGCGCCGCGCCGCCGCGCGCCGCGGGCUCUUCGCGGCGCCGCUGCCCGACACGCUGCCCACCGUGCUCACCUCCUGCGUGCGCGUCAUCGCCACCUACGGGUUGCGGCAUCAAGGCAUCUUCCGCGUGUCGGGUUCGCAAGUGGAAAUGCAGGCGUUGCGCGCGGCGUUCGAGCGCGGGGAGGAUCCGCUAGCACGCGUGCGGGACGCCUCCGACAUCAACUCUGUGUGCGGGCUGCUGAAGCUGUACCUGCGCGAGCUGCGGCCGCCGCUGGUGCCGGGCGCGGUGGCGGAGCGCCUGCUGCGGGUGGCGGGCGCGGCGGGCGGCGCGCCGGGCGGCGCCGACGAGGCGGCCCUGCUGGCGCGGCUGCGGGACGCGCUGGCCGCGCUGCCGCGCCCCAACAUGCUCGUGCUCAGAUACCUCGCCGCCUUCCUGGCGCACCUGACGGAGUACAGCGAGCAGAACAUGAUGGACGCGUGGAACCUGGCCAUCUGCCUGGGGCCCACGCUGCUGGCGGCCCGCGGCGAGGGCGGCGCGCAGGUGGCGGCGCAGAACCUCGUCAACGAGCUGGUCAAGCGCAUCAUCCAGCACCACCUCGAACUGUUCCCGCAGAACGUGGCGCCGCACGCGCUCUACAACAAACAGCCAGAGCCAGUACAAGACCAGGAUGACGAGGCUGAGGACGCGGCGGACGGGGCGGCGCCGACCGCAGAGCUAGACGCCGACGCGGACGACGACGCCGACGACUACGAGCCCGACAUACGAGACGACCUCUCGCUGUUUGCUGACGAUGACGAUGAACUCAGCUCGGAAGGUGAUAGUGGAGAAUGGCGCGAUCGGGACUCCGUUGGCCAUCGCAGGGCAGAGAGCUCCGAGAGAGGCUCUUCGCAGGUGCGCGUGGCUUGUCCGGAGGGCGCCGUCCCCGCGGCCGCCGCGCCCGACGCCGCCGCCGCCGUAUGCUAGCGGAGGCGACGCCCGACCUGGUGCUGGACCU
Pectinophora gossypiella (pink bollworm) is the source of this 2811-nucleotide messenger RNA. Its product is annotated as rho GTPase-activating protein 4-like. Lineage: Eukaryota; Metazoa; Arthropoda; Insecta; Lepidoptera; Gelechiidae. Gene Ontology annotation, biological process: signal transduction; negative regulation of cell migration. Gene Ontology annotation, cellular component: cytoplasm. The record is from RefSeq and is a predicted model, not a curated record. Bases 348 to 2780 code for a protein of 810 amino acids. The transcript is spliced from 17 exons.